CACACAGUCAGGGUGAAACAUAACAUUUUGUUCAGCCAAAUAGCAGCUACACUGUGCUAAAAUUAACCAGCCAUCUGCAACACUGACAUGGCUGAGAGGGCCAGUCAGGAUGACCAUGAAGAGGGAGAGGAGCUGGUACAAGACAAAGAUACAAACACUUCUGUUGAUCAAAAAGAGGACAUUGUUACAGGUGGGGAAACUCCAGACAUACAUUCUAUUGAGGAUCAACAUCCAACCCAAGAAGAGUCUGAGUGUCCAGGCUGCCAGUCACUGGAUAUUGUGGCAUUGCCUUGUGGCCACAAACUUUGUCCCACAUGUAUUGAGCUUAGUCAGAGAGAGCUGGGCCAGGCCAGCUGCACUGUCUGCUGCGGAUCACAGCUUGUGGACUUGAUCCUCCACACUCUGCUGGAUGCACUCUUCCAGGCCCAGCCCAGGAGGCACGGUGUGAUGCCUGGAGCUGAAGAGGAAAGUGCGAGGGGAGCAGAGGAUGGAGGGAAAGCUUGGGGUGGAUAUAGGGAGAUGGAGAAAGAAGAUCUGUGUGUGCAGCAUGGAGAAAUGCUCACUAUGUUCUGUCAGCAAGAGGAGCAGCCAGUCUGCCAGCGGUGUCAGACAGAUGAGCAUGAAGACCACCAGUGCUGCUCCAUAGAAGAGGCCAUUCACAACUGUAAGAAAGAGUUGCGAUCUGCUGUAAGAAGCCUCCAGGAGCAGCUAGAGACUUUAACCCCCAUCAGACAAACCUGGGAAGACACUGCCACUCACAUCAAGAGCCAAUCAAUACAAACAGCCAAGAUCUUGAGGGAUGAGUUUGAGAAGAUGCACCAGUACCUCCAUGAUGAGGAGGCCGCUCUGAUGUCACAGCUGAAACAGGAAGAGGAGGAUAAGAGUCAGAGGAUGAGAGAAAAGAUCGACAAGAUCAACAAUGACAUACAAGUGCUGACAAACAGUAUCAGAGAGACAGAAAACACCAUGGGCUUAGACAACUUCCUCUUUCUAAAGAAUUACAAGAACACCUAUGAAAGGGCUCAGUGCCAAGUGGAGGAGCCUGAGGAUGAAUCACAAGCUCUGCUUGAUGUGGCGGACCUCCAGAGCUGUGUGCAGCACCAUGUCUGGGAGAAGAUGCUGAGGAUCAUCCAGUACUUUCCGGUGACCAUGGACCCUAACACAGGCUCAGUGUGUUUAGGUGUGUCUCCUGACCUGUCCAGUGUGUAUGUAUGUGAGGAGCAGCCUCUUCCCAACAAUCCAGAGAGGUUUGUGAGACCACAGAGCAUCCUGGGCUCAGAGGACUUCAGCUCAGGGAGGCACAGCUGGGAGGUGGAGGUGGGAGAUAACAGUCACUGGUCUCUCGGUGUGGCCAGUGAGACAGUCCACAGAAAGGACUGGUCCAACUCUGGUCGUGCCUUAGACUCAGACACAGAGCCUGGUGGUGGCUUGUGGACUGUAUCCCUUUCCGCUGGGGAGUACUGGGCCUCCUCUGACCACAGCGCCCCCCUCAGACUGAGACGAAGGCCGCGCAGAGUCAGAAUUCAGCUGGACUGGGAGAGAGGGUGUCUGACUUUCUCUGACGCUAAUGACAACACACUGAUCUUUCGUUUCAAAAAGCAGUGGAGUGGAAAUCUGAGACCCUACUUUUCCACGACAUGUUCUAAACACCCAUUGAAAAUCACAGCAGGGAGGGUGACUGUUACCACAGAAUAGAGUCUGUGGUAACAGUAGACAUGUCUGUCAAAACAACAGUCAGAUUUUAAAAUGUAAAAUGAAUCCCUCUGUAUCCAGUACAAUCCGCCCUUUUUAACAUUACUUACCACAAACAACUUGCAGUAGGGGCAACCUGCCAGCUACAGCUCAAUAACAAGUAAAAAUAAAUACACAUUCAAACAACUCCAAAGAUCUAUUAUUUACAUGAUAUAUCUUCUUAAGGAAGAGUAAGUCAUCAAGGCAAUUACAACCUGAUUAGGACCUGUGCUGAUAUUCAGUCUUUUUCUUUUUGUUACCAAAUGCCACAUAAAGACCAAAACCAAAAAACAUAUCUGUCUAGGAAGGACUAUGUGUGUUAUCAUGGUGUAAUAUAUCAUAUUCCUCUGUGCCAUAGAGUUCCAUUACUGGAAAUACAUAAGUGAGCCUCACAGUUGCAGUGGGUGACAUGUUCCUUCAUUGCCAUGACCACAUAAACUACCACAUACAUUGUUCAGCUGCUGGAAAUACUCACCAGAGCAUUAAUCCACCACUGAAAAUGUUCCCCAGUUUAGGCACUAUUUCAGCACCAGUGUCCAGCUGUUUGAGAAAAUUACUCAGCAUGUUUUUAAAGUCACUUCAUGCUUUGUUGUUCAGCCCUAAAUAAACUACCCUGUUCAACACUG
Messenger RNA from Seriola aureovittata, 2357 nucleotides. Its product is annotated as E3 ubiquitin-protein ligase TRIM35-like. The coding region runs from base 88 to 1695 and encodes 535 amino acids. The transcript is spliced from 6 exons. The record is from RefSeq and is a predicted model, not a curated record. Gene Ontology annotation, molecular function: zinc ion binding; protein binding. NCBI's taxonomy places the organism in Eukaryota, Metazoa, Chordata, Actinopteri, Carangiformes, Carangidae.